This is a messenger RNA of Vollenhovia emeryi, 629 nucleotides long. RefSeq names its product NADH dehydrogenase [ubiquinone] 1 beta subcomplex subunit 9 (gene ND-B22). The coding region runs from base 98 to 532 and encodes 144 amino acids. The record is from RefSeq and is a predicted model, not a curated record. NCBI's taxonomy places the organism in Eukaryota, Metazoa, Arthropoda, Insecta, Hymenoptera, Formicidae. Gene Ontology annotation, biological process: mitochondrial electron transport, NADH to ubiquinone. The transcript is spliced from 2 exons.
CGUAAAUAACACGAGCGCUGGGUAACCUCGCUUUCUUCACGUAAUUGCUUAUUAUCGUGAGGCUUGUCGAUUGCGCGGAGAGUCACAAUUUUAAACAAUGGCACACAUUCCUUCGGAGCUCCUAUCGCAUCAGCAGAAAGUGUGCAGGCUCUACAAGCGCGCCGUUCGUUGCAUGGAGGAUUGGACACAUAAUACACACGAACGCAGGUACGAGGCUGCCUUGUUGAGAGAGCGCUUUGACAAGAAUAAAGAUAUCAAGGAUGUGCGUUACGCAAAGCAUCUGCUGGAAGAAGGAGAGAAAGAGCUAUUCUCCAAGAUUCAUUAUCAACCGAUAACGUUCGCCAAUUCGAUCACAGGAGGGGCGUACGGCCGGGAGUGCGAUGCUCCGGACUGGAUGUUGGAUUACUGGCAUCCCAUGGAGAAAGCUAUGUACCCCAAGUACUUUGCACGCCGUGAACAAAUGAAGGACGAGUACGAGAAGUGGUACUUUGAAACUUAUCCAGAGGAAAAGAAGAAGAUUGACAGUCACUAGGCGCCUGUAAAAUAACAUACGUAUACUUGUGUUGUAUCGACAGCGUCGUUGCUUGUAGAUAAUGUUGUAAUAUAAUAAUGCGCAUUGUUACAUCAAA